Messenger RNA from Darwinula stevensoni, 683 nucleotides. Lineage: Eukaryota; Metazoa; Arthropoda; Ostracoda; Podocopida; Darwinulidae. The record is from the annotation of a GenBank genome assembly.
GGAAGGACAUAAAAAGGGCAAAAUCGGAGCUGGAAGAAGUCCUCGGCAUGGAUUUGAAGGCAGAAGUGGAAACAAUGGCCAGUUCUGAUCCUGAUCUCAAGAUCAUCUCAGACAGCCUCGGCAAAAUCCCGAACCUGACAGCGGCUACGACGCAUUUGAUGGAGACAGCAUUGCCGUCGUGGCGAGUGGCAAUGGGAAAGGAUCCGUCAAUUGAAGACUCGGUCGUGGACACGGCGAGUCUCAUCGCGUCCGUGCAGAACUCCCUCCCAGCCACGGAAGACAAGGACCAAGUCGGGACUUUGCUCUCCGCCCUCUCUGCCCUCUUCCAAGACGAGACCUUGACCUUCUCGGAGGUAAUGCUGUCCAUCAGUCCCCCGCUCUACACGAAGACGAUAGCGGUGGUGCUGAACGAUACCUUCAAGCCCGGAGUCCACGACACGACCACCCACCGAGACGCCAUCGCCCUCGCCAACAAGAUCCGCGACGCGCUGAGCAACAACUACAAGCUGGCUGCAGGGCUGGAGGUGGUCGUGAAUGUCUCCCUUCCCUUCACACCCGGAAGCAUCGUUGCGAAUGCCAACGUCACCUUCAUCACGGACACUACGGAGGCGGCACGGGUCUGGGAAGAUGCUGCUCUCAUCACCGAAGCCACUAGAAUUAACGGGACUUCCGUUACUAUCAUG